Messenger RNA from Papaver somniferum (opium poppy), 1170 nucleotides. RefSeq names its product putative pectate lyase 2. The transcript is spliced from 4 exons. Gene Ontology annotation, molecular function: pectate lyase activity. NCBI's taxonomy places the organism in Eukaryota, Viridiplantae, Streptophyta, Magnoliopsida, Ranunculales, Papaveraceae. The record is from RefSeq and is a predicted model, not a curated record. The coding region runs from base 1 to 1170 and encodes 389 amino acids.
AUGGAAAAUCCAUUCCCUCUUUUACUUCUUUCAAUUCUAACGGUUUUGGCUAAACAAACAUUUGCUUCUUCUUUGGAAGAAGCUUCAACCAUUGUAUCAAGCUAUGGACAACCUAAAAUCAAACUGAACAAAAUAGACUAUUGUUGGAGAGCCAAACUACUAAUAUGGUCAGCAAAUCGUCGUGCCUUAGCUGAAUGUGCUGUAGGGUUCGGCAAGGAAGCUGUUGGAGGUACACAUGGUGCAACAUACAUUGUCGUAGACUCGUCAGAUGAUCCGAUCAAUCCGAAACCCGGUACACUUCGGUAUGGCGCAGUUCAAAAGGAACCACUAUGGAUAAUGUUUAACAAGGAUAUGGUUAUAAUAUUGAAAACUGAACUGAUGAUAAACAGUUUCAAAACUAUAGAUGGAAGAGGAGUUAACGUGGAAGUUGCUUAUGGACCUUGUAUUGUUAUGCACAAUGUAAACAACAUAAUAAUACAUGGGAUUCGUAUUCAUGAUUGUGUGCCAGGAAAACAAGAAAUUGUUCUCAGCUCACCGGGGCAUAUAGUCCAUCGAUUACGAGAUGGUGAUGGAGUUGAUAUAUUUAACUCCUCACAUAUUUGGAUUGAUCAUUGUUAUCUUGCAAGAUGUACAGAUGGUCUUAUUGAUGUCAUCCAUGGAUCCACUGCCAUUACAAUUUCAAACAACUACUUCACUCAGCAUGACAAGGUGAUGUUACUAGGCCACAACGAUCAUUUCAAGGGUGACAAGGUUAUGAAAGUUACAUUAGUCUUCAACCACUUUGGCCCUGGUUUAGUGCAGAGGAUGCCAAGAGUAAGAAGGGGGUAUGCUCAUGUUGCGAAUAAUAGGUACGAUGAGUGGUUGAUGUAUGCCAUUGGUGGGAGUGCGAAUCCUACAAUCUUAAGCGAAGGGAACUACUUUACUGCAUCCAACAAUUCCGGCAUCAAAGAGGUAACCAAGAGAGAGAGUGAUAGUGGGUGGAAACAGUGGAAAUGGAGGUCAUAUAAUGAUGAAUUCCAAAAUGGAGCUUUUUUUGUUGAAUCCGGUUGGGGAAAUUGUGCUCCUAACUACACUCAAUCUCAGACAUUCAAGGUUUAUAAAGGAUCAAUGGUGCCUACUCUAACAUCAUAUGCAGGUCCUCUGAGAUGUACAGCUGGAUACCGAUGUUAA